GAGCGGUGACCUUUCGGAAUCGCCAUGUUCUUCCAGAAGGUGAGGCGAUGGCAAUAUUGUCGGGAAAUGGCAUGAGGAAUCGCUCGUGAUUGAUCAGCAUCAGUGAAUGAUGCAGACGUGUGAUGGCUUGCUGGAUGUGCUGUCAUUUUUCAUGGUGGAGAUGCUGGCUAGAUGUAUGAAAAGCUGUGGGGUUUGGUAUUUGGUGCCGACCUCCACUGGUGUUGCACGAUGUCUAGAGAGUGGAGGUUGUCCAGAAGCCCUCCGUGCUUUGAUAUGGGAUCGCUGCAGCAUAGGAGAGGAUGUGUUUUGUUUUGUGGUGUUGCUUGUUCUGGCUUGCUCACAAGGUGUGUCGUUCGACAGCCUUUCUUUAUAGUGCCUGCCAGCUCGUCGAUGGUGCGCUUUCUCUGAAUGCCAUCAAACACAUCAAGAAGCCUAUCGUAUCUGCAAGCUGAUACUGUGUGUACAGCUUAUGGGCGUGGAGGCCUUCUUGGCCCACCACCAUGCUGGUGAUGUCGGUCCCCCCCCUGCCUGGGGAGGCAUUGCUGACGACGGUCCCGAUGCCCCUUGCGCCGUUGCAGGCAUGUUCGGAUGCGCUCCGAUGAACUCCACCUACGAUUACUGGAAGAACCCCCCCUGUUGUGUUCCACUAAAUUACGACACACUGUGUG
Messenger RNA from Guillardia theta CCMP2712, 668 nucleotides. RefSeq lists its product as hypothetical. The record is from RefSeq and is a predicted model, not a curated record. The annotation marks the transcript as partial. Lineage: Eukaryota; Cryptophyceae; Pyrenomonadales; Geminigeraceae. The transcript is spliced from 3 exons.